AUGGAUUAGACGAAGGAACAAAUCUAAGAAUACUUUAAUGUUUUUGACAAGGAUGGAAGUGGUUUCAUAGAUAAGGAGGAAAUUAAGGAUUUGGCAAAAAAUGUUGGACUCGAUUGGAAUGAUCAUAAGUUGGAGAAAAUUAUUUCAGCUCUUGAUACAAAUGGAGAUGGAAAGAUUUCAUUUGAAGAAUUUUACGAAUACUUUUUAUAUGGUGAAUAGAAAGAAAUGGACGAAUUGAUGGAGAUGAAGUUUUAACAUAUAAAAAGUGUUAAGACUCUUCAAAAAUAAAUAAGUUAAGAUUAUGCACACAUCCUUUAAAAGAAUAAAGAAGAAGGAAAACAAUAGUAUUCUGUAUCCUUGAAUAUUGGAGAUAAAUCUAAUUUAUAAUAUGUUGUAGAAUUUGCUCUUAGAAUUGGUGAAGAGAAUACCAACUUUACCGAGUCUCUUCUGAAACACUUCGAAUAAAUUGAUAAUAAUACUAUUUAAAUAGUUAUUAGAUACUAAUGUUAUAAUCCUGAGGUGCUGAAAGGAAAGCUUUAAGAACUUUUCGAAACCUUAGUUGAAAUUGGUCUUAAUAUGAUGCCUCUUUAACUCUCAUAGCAAUUAGCAAAUUUAAAAGAUGAUUUAAAAAUAGAUUACGCCACUUUACCUGAUGAAUUAUUGAUUCGAAUAUAUUUGGAUAAUGAAAUUAUAGAUAAACUUGUUUUGGUUUAUAGAUAAUUAUCAGGAAUCCAAACUGAAAAUUUGUAAAAGAUUUUUAGAUAAUUAGAAACUGUUGAAAAGUUCUAAAAUACCGAUCCAGAAUUUUUGAAGAAUCUUGGCAGAGGACUUCAAGCUAACUUUGAUGUCACUACCUCAAGCGAUCUUGUAAAAUUGUUUUAUUUAUCAUUACAGGUCGAAUAUGCCCGAUAAAUUUAUUCUACUCUAUUGGCGAAAUAUCAUGGAACAUAUAAGGUAAAGUUUUUAGAACAUCUAACACCAUUCACUAUGAUUAACAACGCUAGAUUACAAUUCAAUUUCGAGACAUUUCAAGAUUUAGUAGAGGAAAUAGGAUCUCCUUUCUUAAAUUAUUUAAAUUAAUAACUUGCGAUAUCUUCAAAUUAAAAUAAUAAUAAUAAUGAGUUCAGCCAAAUACUUAACUAAACACCAAUAGCUAAUGAUUUCCUAAAUUUGUUGAAAUCAGAAAAAAAAGGACCAGUUGAUUUAGUAUUGAUAUCAAAAGAAGCCUCAAUAACCAUGACAGAUGCGUCAAAUGUGGUUUGA
Messenger RNA from Paramecium tetraurelia, 1263 nucleotides. RefSeq lists its product as uncharacterized. The transcript is spliced from 6 exons. The record is from RefSeq and is a predicted model, not a curated record. Gene Ontology annotation, molecular function: calcium ion binding. Lineage: Eukaryota; Ciliophora; Oligohymenophorea; Peniculida; Parameciidae.